GACUGACGGAGCCUCCGGAGGUCAGGCAAUGGCAGAGUUUCACAGAGAUAUACUUGAUGGAAAAUCAGUUGACUGAGUUAUUCGAGAAUCCUCGGUGUCCAGUACUCAUGGUACUGUUUCUAAAUAGAAAUUGCAAACUCAGAACGAUUAGUCCGCCUUUCUUUGAUUUCAUGCCUGCUCUUGAAAUCCUGAAUUUAUCCCGAACUCGGAUCAAGUCCAUGCCAGAGUCUCUAUUCAGGUUAAGCCGCCUAAAAAGACUAUUCUUAAAUCAUUGUGAGCUAUUGAGGGUGUUACCUCCGAAAAUUGGAGAACUUCAGCAGCUUGAGGUACUUGAUCUUGAAGGCACUAAGAUCAUGGAUCUGCCGAAGGAGGUUGCGAAGCUAACAAAGCUCACUUGCUUAGAAGUAUCUUUUUGUCCACACACAAAUUGUGGCACUAAGUUUGCAGAAGUGAAUGCAUUGAUUCCUCAAGGCACUAUUUCUGCCCUAUCACAAUUAGAAGAGCUUAGUAUUGAUAUACAUCCAGAGGAUGAGGGGUGGGAGAGUGUUGUGGAAGCUCUUGUUGACGAUGUUUGUGGCUUGAUGAGGUUGGAUACACUUAAACUGUACUUUCCACAAGUGGAACAUCUAAGGAAAUGGUUUGGCACAUCAAAGGUGUCUAGAUCUUUGUCGCAUUUCCAAUUUGUUGUUGGCAAACAUGCUAAACGCAUCAUGUGUUAUCUCCCAGAGGAUCUUGAGUUUGAGUUAGAACACUGGGAUAGAUCCCUGAAAUAUGUAAAUGGUGUGGGAGUACCCAUAGAUAUCCAAAAGAUGCUUCGUCAUACUUCCGCAUUUUUCUUAGAUCGCCAUAGAGAUGUCACGAAGCUUUCUGAUUUUGGGAUUGAGAACAUGGAGCAACUGAAAUGCUGCAUAAUUGAGGAGUGUGAUGAGAUUCAGAUUAUUGUUGAUGGAACUGACAUGUAUGGCGAAGCAGAUAGAAGUGAAAUUGUAUUAGAAACAUGGGAGGAUGAGAGUAGGUUUCUCAAAUCACUUGAAUAUCUCUAUUUAUAUCGUAUAAAGAGUUUUAGGUGCAUUUAUGAGGGGCAGCUGCAUCGAGGAUUCUUGUCUCGUCUUAAAUGCUUGGCCUUACUCACAUGUCCUCAGUUGACUACUAUAUUCACACCUGGCCUACUGGAAAACCUUGAUAGCUUAGAUGAGCUGAAAGUUGAAGACUGCCCCCUUGUCAUAAGUUUAGUGAGGUGUGAAGAUACUUGUGUUUGCGAGAGUACUCACGUCCUCCCCAAGUUGAAAAAGAUAUCCCUAUUCUCAUUGCCUGAAUUCAUUAGCAUUUUCAAUGGCUUAUGCAUUGCACCAAACUUGGAACGAUUGAGCAUUAUUGAUUGUCCGAAUCUCAAGAGACCAUCAACUGAUGAAAUCUGUGGCAAUCAUCCGACAAGGACUAAACCACAAAGUAUUCCAAAUGAUGCAAGCAGAGAGCAGCCGGCUCCUCCGGUGGUUUCAUCUACAACCACUGGUAAUGCAGACCCUUCAAGUUCUAAACUCAAAAGGGAGCCUAAAGUUGCUCCUCGGCUGUGGAAAUCCUUAUUCAAUGAUCUUAAGUUAGCUGCAAGAAACUUUAGUGCUGCAAGUCUUCUUGGUGAAGUUGGUUCGGGCUGUGUACGUGGAUUUACAAAUGACACAAGCAGAGAGCAGCCUGCUGCUGCUGGGGUUUCAUUUACACCAACUACAGGGAUUGACUCCUCUGUUUCAUCUACGGCCGCUAGUAAUACAGUAAUAACCUCUUCAAUUCCAUCCAAGAACACUAGUAAUACAACAAUCAACACUUUGACUUCUAAACUCAAAGAGGAAAUUAUAGUCGCUCCUCAGCUGCGGAAAUUUUCAUUAAAGGAUCUUAAGUUAGCUACACGAAACUUUAGUGGUGAGGCUCUGCUCGGUGGAGACGGUUUUAACCGUGUCUUUAAGGGUUGGAUUGAAGAAAAGGGGACUGCUGCCGCGAGGCCUGGUACUGGGCUGGCUGUUGCUGUCAAGACUCUCACGGACGAUGGGCUGGAGGGUCAAAAAGAGUGGCUGGCUGAAGUGAGUAUUCUUGGUCAUCUAGAGCAUCCAAAUUUGGUAAAGUUAAUUGGAUAUUGCAAGGAAGACGACCAAGGGCUGCUAAUAUAUGAGUUUAUGCAAGGAGGGAGCUUGGACAAUCACCUCUUUAAAAGGACUCUGCCUCUCCCUUGGUUUACCAGGAUGGAAAUAGCGCUGGAUGCUGCUAAGGGUCUCGCUUUUCUUCAUGAGGAAGCAGAACUGCAAGUGAUAUUUCGUGAUUUUAAAACUUCCAAGAUCCUAUUAGAUGAAGACUACAACGCCAAGCUUUCUGGUUCUGGAUUUGAAAAAAUUAUUCCCAAGGGAGAUCACCAUGUCUACACCCGUGUCAUAGGAACUCUUGGCUAUGCUGCCCCAGAAUACCUAGCGACUGGUAUGUAUAUGUUAGUACAGGCAAUUUGA
Syzygium oleosum is the source of this 2492-nucleotide messenger RNA. RefSeq lists its product as uncharacterized. Gene Ontology annotation, biological process: protein phosphorylation. Gene Ontology annotation, molecular function: protein binding; ATP binding; protein kinase activity. The transcript has 5 exons. The record is from RefSeq and is a predicted model, not a curated record. Lineage: Eukaryota; Viridiplantae; Streptophyta; Magnoliopsida; Myrtales; Myrtaceae. The coding region runs from base 57 to 2492 and encodes 811 amino acids.